UGCCCCAGAGAGCUGUUCAGAGUGGGCCACCCGCAGUCAUGAAUCCAGAAGAGCGAGUCGUCACAUGGCUUAUCUCCUUGGGGGUUCUUGAUUCCCCCAAGAAGACCAUAGGUGAUCCAGAGGAGUUCCUGAAGUCCUCGCUGAAAAAUGGGGUAGUGCUCUGUAAACUGAUCAACAGACUUCGGCCUGGUUCUGUGGAAAAGUACUGCCCAGAGCCCCAGUGUGAAGCUGAUUGCAUCGCAAACCUCACUGACUUCCUGAAAGGAUGCUCAAGCCUGCAGGUGGAGGUGUUUGAUCCUCAUGACCUCUAUUCAGGGGCCAAUUUCUCCAAGGUUCUGAGCACUCUCUUAGCUGUCAACAAAGCCACAGAAGAUCAGCUUUCAGAGAGACCAUGUGCACAGUCCUCUUCUCUUAGUGCUGCUCCUACAGCUCACAGCAGCCCCCAGGGAGCCAUUUCCAGUCCAGCUCCGGGGCCGCCCAGGCACUCAAAGGCAGGGGAGAUGACGGAAAAUGGAAGUCAUCAGCUGAUUGUCAAGGCAAGAUUCAAUUUUAAGCAGACAAAUGAAGAUGAACUGUCAGUCUGUAAAGGAGACAUCAUUUAUGUCACCAGAGUUGAAGAAGGAGGCUGGUGGGAAGGCACAUUGAAUGGGCGAACAGGCUGGUUCCCGAGUAAUUAUGUUCGAGAGAUUAAAUCCAGUGAGAGACCACUCUCCCCAAAGGCUGUCAAAGGAUUUGAAGCUACCCCACUUACCAAGAAUUACUAUUCUGUGGUGUUACAGAACAUCUUGGACACUGAAAAAGAAUAUGCUAAAGAACUUCAUUCAAUUCUUGUGACUUACUUAAGACCCCUGCAAAACAAUAGCAAUUUUAACUCCGUGGAAUUUGCAGCUUUACUGGGAAACUUCGAGGAAGUAUCUACCUUUCAACAGACUCUCUGCCAAGCUUUGGAAGAAUGUGCAAAGUUUCCCGAGAACCAACACAAAGUUGGAGGCUGUCUGCUGAACCUGUUGCCUCAUUUUAAGUCCAUGUAUAUGGCUUACUGCAACAACCAUCCCGCAGCUGCACAUGUACUCACUCAGCACAGUGAUGAUCUGGAACGAUUUAUGGAAAAUCAAGGUGCUGCGAGCCCAAGCAUCCUGCUUUUAACAACCAGCCUUAGCAAACCAUUCAUGCGCCUGGAAAAGUACGUUACCCUCUUACAGGAGCUGGAAAGACACAUGGAGGAAACGCAUCCAGAUCAUCAAGAUAUUCUGAAAGCAGUCGUAGCUUUCAAAAAUCUCAUGGGAGAGUGCCAAGAUCUGAGAAAACGAAAACAGCUGGAGUUACAGAUCCUGUCAGAUCCAAUCCAGGCCUGGGAAGGGGAGGAUAUUAAGACCUUGGGAAAUGUCAUCUUUAUGUCACAAGUCUUGGUGGAGCAUGGAGCAAAUGAGGAAAAAGAGGAGCGGUACCUUAUGUUAUUUUCAACUCUCUUGGUAAUGUUAUCCGCAAGUCCUCGGAUGAGUGGCUUUAUCUACCAGGGAAAAAUUCCAAUCACAGGAAUGGUGGUGACUAGAUUAGAUGAAAUUGAAGGGAAUGACUUCACAUUUGAAAUCACAGGUAAUUUAAUGGAGAGACUCGUGGUCCAUUGCAACAACAGCCAGGAUUUUCAGGAAUGGUUGGAGCAACUGCAAAGACUUAUCAGAGGACUGCCCUCUAGUUCAUUAACUAAGUCAUCAUCAUCAUCCUGUAGUACUCAUUCAUCUUUUAGCUCCACUGGACAGCCCCGAGGACCCUUGGAGCCUCCUCAAAUUAUAAAACCAUGGAGUUUGAGUUGUCUGCGACCUGCUCCUCCACUUAGACCAUCAGCAGCUCUAGGUUAUAAAGAGAGGAUGUCUUAUAUCUUGAAGGAGUCUAGUAAGAGCCCCAAAACAAUGAAGAAAUUUCUCCACAAACGAAAGACUGAAAGAAAGCCAUCAGAAGAGGAAUAUGUGAUCCGGAAAAGUACUGCUGCCUUGGAGGAAGACGCUCAGAUUCUUAAAGUCAUCGAAGCCUACUGUACCAGUGCAAAUCUGCAACCAGGCCAUAGUUCAACUACCCGAAAAGAUUCAAUUCCACAAGUGUUACUCCCUGAGGAAGAAAAACUCAUCAUUGAAGAAACCAGAAACAAUGGCCAGACCAUCAUUGAAGAAAAGAGCCUUGUUGAUACUGUUUACGCCUUGAAGGACGAGGUCAAAGAAUUAAAACAGGAGAAUAAGAGGAUGAAGCAAUGCCUGGAAGAAGAAUUGAAAUCAAGAAAGGACCUAGAAAAACUGGUUCGGAGGCUGUUGAAGCAAACUGAUGAGAGUGUUAGGUCUGAAUCUGGUAGCAAGAGCUCCAAUAUACCUUAACCAUCACUGUGCUCCUUAGCGUUGUCAGGUCAUAAUGAAAUGUCCAGCAGAUUGA
Suncus etruscus (white-toothed pygmy shrew) is the source of this 2421-nucleotide messenger RNA. RefSeq names its product Rac/Cdc42 guanine nucleotide exchange factor 6 (gene ARHGEF6). The coding region runs from base 39 to 2366 and encodes 775 amino acids. The record is from RefSeq and is a predicted model, not a curated record. NCBI's taxonomy places the organism in Eukaryota, Metazoa, Chordata, Mammalia, Eulipotyphla, Soricidae. The transcript has 22 exons. Gene Ontology annotation, molecular function: guanyl-nucleotide exchange factor activity; protein binding. Gene Ontology annotation, biological process: intracellular signal transduction.